CGGAAAACCAACGUGUGAAGAAAAGUCACAUGUGCGCAAGACCAUUUUUACUGAAAUUCGUUGAGACGUUAGAGAAGUUAAGAAGAAUCCAAGGAAUAUAUCUUUUUUUGUUGAAAAAGAACGUUUAGGUGUCAAGCAUGGGCAGGAAGUUGGAUCCCACCAAUAAGGUGAAAAGGGGACCUGGACGCAAGUCUAGGAAACAGAAAGGAGCCGAGACUGAGCUGACCAACUUUUUGGAGGAUGAUGAUGGUCCAAAGAGACUGUCAAGCAGAGCAAGAAAACGUGCUGUAAAGAGAGCUCAAGUCCCCAAAGAAUCCAUAAAAGAGGAACAGCCCAAAAAAGGAUUCACAGAUGAGAACAGUGAAUGGCUGAAACCUGCACAGAGAAAACGAAAGCUUGAUCAAUCAGAAGAUGAUGAAGACAGUGACAGCAACUGGGAAAAUGAAGAUGAUUAUGAUGAUGAAGAAGAGGGCCCUGACAAAAAAAAAUUGGAGGAUGUAGAUGAUGAUGAUGAUGAUGAUAUGGUUGAUGAUUAUGGUGCUGAUGAAGGGGAUGAGGAGAAAGAAAAGGAUAAAGAAGACAGUGAUGGAGAAGAGCUUCUGCCUAUAGAGAGAGCUGCUAGAAAACAGAAAAAACAAAAGCAAACCAUGAAACAAGACAGUGAUGAUGAUGACGAUGAUGAAGAGAAGGAAAUGAGUGUUAAAGAAAUAGAGGAGGAGGAAGAGGAGGAGGAGGAUACCGUUCAGGCAAAUAUUAAUGAGAUGGACCAAUUCAAACUUCCUGCUGCAGCAGAUAGAGAAAAAGAAGGUCUGCUACCUAUGGACCUGCAGAGCAUCCAUCAGAGGAUCAAAGAUAAUGUUGAUGUGUUGUCUCACUUCAGUGAGAAGCGAGAGGAGGGAAAGGAGAGAUCAGAGUAUCUCUCUCUGCUGCGCUCUGAUCUCUGCACCUAUUACAGCUACAACUUGUUCCUUAUUGGGAAACUCAUGGACCUCUUUCCUCUCUCAGAGCUGAUUGAUUUUCUUGAGGCCAAUGAAAUUCAGAGGCCGGUUACCAUCAGAACCAACACCCUGAAAACCAGGAGGAGAGACUUAGCUCAGGCUCUGAUUAACAGAGGAGUGAACCUGGAUCCAUUAGGGAAAUGGUCCAAAGUUGGGCUGGUUAUCUAUGACUCUUCUGUUCCCAUAGGAGCAACUCCAGAAUAUUUAGCAGGCCAUUACAUGCUGCAAGGUGCAUCGUCUCUGCUGCCUGUGAUGGCACUUGCUCCCCAGGAGGGGGAGUCAGUGCUAGACAUGAGUUCAGCUCCAGGAGGCAAAACCACAUAUAUAGCUCAGUUAAUGAGGAACACAGGUGUGAUUGUGGCUAAUGAUGCAAACGCAAACAGACUGAAGAGUGUGGUGGGAAACCUCCAUCGUCUUGGUGUCACCAACACUGUGAUAUGCAACUAUGAUGGCAGACAAUUCCCAAAGGUGAUGGGAGGUUUCGACAGAGUGUUAUUAGAUGCGCCCUGCUCAGGUACAGGAGUCAUCGCCAAAGAUCCAGCUGUGAAAACUGGCAAGGAUGAGUCUGAUAUUCUUCGCUCAGCUCACCUGCAGAAAGAGCUCAUUCUGUCUGCCAUUGACUCUGUAAAUGCAGAGUCUCCAACUGGUGGAUACCUCAUUUACUGCACCUGCUCUAUUAUGGUAGAAGAGAAUGAGUGGGUGGUGGACUAUGCUCUGAAGAAGAGAAAUGUAAAGCUGGUCCCCACAGCACUGGACUUUGGCAAGGAGGGAUUCACCAGAUUCAAAGAGCGACGUUUCCAUCCCUCUCUCAAACUUUCUCGCCGAUUCUAUCCUCACUCUCACAACAUGGAUGGAUUUUUUGUUGCCAAGCUGAAGAAGUUCUCAAACACAAUCCCCACUGCACCAAAAGAAGCAGAUAAUGAAGUAGAAUCUACAAAAAUGGAAACCACAGCCUCAUCAGUGAAGAUGCAAAAGCCUGAAUCUAUGGAGCAGAAGUCCACUUUAACUGUGAAAACCCCCUCAAGCAAAAAGCAGAAAUUAAAACAGAAAAAAUCUAAGCCGCCCAUCAUGGGGAAAAAGACUGGCAUAAAGCCAUUCAGUACAAAAUCUGAGGGCCCCAAAAAGGCCAAAAUUGCCAAGUUUGAGGGAGAAGCUUCAAAGAGUGAGAAAUUCAACAAAAAGCAAGUCAAAGAAGUGAAUGGAAAUGCAAAGAAAGAGGUAGUGAAGGAGAAGAAAGGAGGGAGCCAAUUUGAGAAGAAAAAACAAAUGAAAAAGAAGAACAGGAAAAACAAAUUUAAGAAGUUAAAAAAAAAGCUUGGACAACCGGAGAGUGGACAGUGAAAUUCAGUCACAUUCCAAAGUGAAAUGACUCUGCUGUCCAAUCAAAUCAUUGACAGAGACAUAUGCAAAGUUGAACCAACCCCACACUGCUGUUGAGGACACCAAGAUUUCGAGACCACAGUCAUCCUUUAGAAACUUACAUCAAUUGCUCUGAAGACUUUUGUAAACCGUUUGACUUAACUUAGAGGUGUACCUCAACGUUCUGGUUAUAAAUUUUAUAAAUGUGUACUUCAUUGUCCAUUUUAUGUAUUUUGUCUUGGAUAAGAAACAUUUAACUGAAAUAUUGCAAAGGAAUGGAAGCAAUGUCUGUUUUGAUGUUAGAUUCCUGGAAGCAUAUUCUUUUUGCUCACACCAAAUAAAAAAGUUUCAA
Xyrauchen texanus (razorback sucker) is the source of this 2709-nucleotide messenger RNA. RefSeq names its product probable 28S rRNA (cytosine-C(5))-methyltransferase. The record is from RefSeq and is a predicted model, not a curated record. Gene Ontology annotation, cellular component: nucleolus. NCBI's taxonomy places the organism in Eukaryota, Metazoa, Chordata, Actinopteri, Cypriniformes, Catostomidae. Gene Ontology annotation, biological process: rRNA base methylation; maturation of LSU-rRNA. Gene Ontology annotation, molecular function: RNA binding; rRNA (cytosine-C5-)-methyltransferase activity.